CUUAUUUUAUUUGCACUAUACCCACAAAGGUUAAACUGCUAACAAUAUCUUGUUAGAGAAGGCGUUUUUUUGUGUACUUUCCGUGUGUAUUUAAACUUGUGGGGAUGGUACUUGCAUGAUCAGGCGUUCAGGAUCUCAAGUGUCUUUCUGAGAGGUUUACCAUACACGAAAGCCAGCGGACAACACGGUCAAAGUGGGCAAACAGCGAGCGACCCACAUUACCAGCGCAUUCACACGGGGGAUAGAGCGGGACAACAGCAAACUGAGGAGAACAGAAAAAACAUGGAGCGGAUCACAGACCAUCUCGUCAGGUAUAAAAACUACAACUUUCCAGUCAAUCUCACAACUGCAGAGCACAUGGAUUCACUCCAGAGCUUUGUAAUUCAAGAUAGUGACGUACUCCUCGUCACUUAUCCAAAGUCUGGUACUAUAUGGACUCAACAGAUCAUCAUCUCCAUCUGUGAGUUAGAGGGGGGUCUGCCUGAAUAUUCAAAGAACUCUAAGCAUAUGCCGUGGCUGGAGUACAGGAAUGUUACACAAGAUUACGCUGUUCGACCCUCUCCGCGGCUCUUCACCUCUCACCUCACCCCGGCUCUCUUGCCUCCAGGACUAAAGGACAAAAAAGCAAAGAUUAUCUAUGUGAUGCGUAAUCCGAAGGACAACAUUGUCUCCUAUUACCACUAUAGUAAUGCCUGCGAGGACCUGGAGACGCACAAGAGCUUCCAGGACUUCCUUGAGAAGUAUUUGACAGGCAACGUUGGAGCAUCAUCCUGGUUUGACCACAUCAGGGAGUGGCAUUCUAAGAGAGACCAGUACAAUAUCCUCUUCCUUACCUAUGAGGAUAUGAUUUUAGACCUGAAGGCGGCAGUAACUAAGAUCUGCACUUUCUUGGAGAAAAACCUGAGUGAAGCAGCCAUUGAACAAGUUGUGGAAAAAGCUACAUUCAAGAACAUGAAGAAAGACUCCAAAGCCAACUACAAGUCUCUGCCAAUAUAUAACGUGCAGGGAGAUUUCAUGCGCAAAGGUAAGAUCGGUGACUGGAAGAACACCUUUACAGUCGCUCAGAGUCAAAGAGUGGAUCAACUCCUGCAGGAAAGACUCGGUGAUAUGUCUCUGAAGUUCAUCUGGGAGUAAGCAGAGUUUCCAAACCAACCUUAAAGGUCCCAUGGCAUGAAAAUUUGACUUUAUGAGUUUUAUUAACAUUAAUAUGAGUACCCCUGCGUGCCUGUGGCCCCCCAGUAGCU
This is a messenger RNA of Etheostoma cragini (Arkansas darter), 1244 nucleotides long. RefSeq names its product amine sulfotransferase-like. The transcript is spliced from 7 exons. NCBI's taxonomy places the organism in Eukaryota, Metazoa, Chordata, Actinopteri, Perciformes, Percidae. The record is from RefSeq and is a predicted model, not a curated record. Gene Ontology annotation, biological process: sulfation. Gene Ontology annotation, molecular function: sulfotransferase activity. The coding region runs from base 283 to 1134 and encodes 283 amino acids. Gene Ontology annotation, cellular component: cytoplasm.